AUGGCACGAGACGGAACAAAAUGGAACGCAAACGGCGUACGGACGAUGCGGAUGAUGUUGGCCAGAUGCCGGACUGAACCCGGAGUCGAGAGCCGGCGUGGGAAACCUCGGCUGAACCCACGGGACCCACCUAGGUAUCCUGUCGCGUCACAAGGUACGUCUCAUUGGCACCCUGGGGAAGCUGGAGAGCGUGGCUCGGCUACUGCUAAGCUUUCCCCCCAAUCCAAAAAGAUUAUCAACAGCUAUUCAUACAGCCAGCUUGCUCCGAGAAUCUACUCGAACACUGUCGUGAACCACAUCAACUCAUACGCGAUUACGUACCAAUUGACCGUCUUCCCUCCCUUACUUGCGACCCAUAAGCUCCAGGAGCCUAUCAGUCGAACCACAGGUCCUCCCCCCUCCGUCCGUCCGUCCGUCCAUCCAUCGCGCGCGCAGCCCGGAUUGCAAGCAGGAGACAGGAAUCCCAACUUGUCGAAGAUGUCGUGGCGCAUUCAGAACCUGCCCGAUUCCCAGACGAAUCCCUCGGGCGCGGCGCCAGGAGGCGGAGGAGAACGAGACCGUGGCAGCAAGAAGUCAAAGUCAAAGUCCACGUCGGACGGGCGCGGCGCGAUCAAGAGGCUCAUCAAGGAACUCGACGUGUGGCGGUCGGAGAAGAAGGAGGAGAGGGGCAUCGAGAGGUUGGGCCCCGUCGACGAUGAGGAUCUGUUGACGUGGGAGGCUGUUGUCAACGGGCGGGGGAUCGGGAACGGGUAUGAUGAGGGCCGCUGGCUCCUACACAUCCAGAUCCCGACAGACUACCCCAUCCGCCCGCCGACGAUACGCUUCGCGACGCCCGUGGUCCACGCCAACAUUGCGCUGCAGACGGGCGAGGUCUGCCUCGACCUGCUCAAGGACGCCUGGACGCCCGCCUACAGCGUCCUCGAGAGCGUGCGCGCCGUGCGCACGCUGCUCGCCUACCCGGAGACGGACUCGCCGCUCAACGUCGACGUCGCGGCGCUGCUGCGCGGCGGGGACGUGCUGGGCACGCGCGCGCUCGUUGAGUUUUGGUGCCGCGAUGACGAGGGGCGGUAUGAUGGGCCCUUGGAGGCGGCAUAUCUUCUAAAGGGAGAGAAUUUGGGUUGGAUUUCAGCAGCGGCUUAUGUUUUUGGAUUGUAUAAUUGCAGCGAGAAGCUCACUUUGAGAUACAAUAUCAUUUGUGCUCUCUCUAAUGCCGCGGAUAUCUUGCUCAACCCACGAUUCGUCACCGCACCCCCCUCUCGAUUCCUCGCGGCGCGUCGUUGUUUUUCAUCUUACACCCUCAAGAAGCCAAUGCUAAUCCCUCCGAUAUUCCACCAGGCUCCCAGAUUUGUUUAUGUAGUUUGCUGUGUGAAAUGUACUGCAGAGAACGCCCGUUGCCCAACCCCCCCGCCGCCAUUUCCCAUCCGAAGAAAGUGGAACGCAAUUAUGUUUUGGCAAGAUACGAAAGAAAGGGGGUAA
Molecule: messenger RNA, 1476 nt
Organism: Colletotrichum lupini
Lineage: Eukaryota; Fungi; Ascomycota; Sordariomycetes; Glomerellales; Glomerellaceae
Product: ubiquitin-conjugating enzyme
Exons: 8
Coding region: 1-1476 (491 amino acids)
Source: RefSeq, a predicted model, not a curated record